AUGUGGUACCGUUUUAUUGAACUAGGCGGAAAGUGGCGUUUGGGACUGGUCAUAUGCAAACUCGUGCCGUACUUUCAAGGAGUGUCUGUGAACGCUUCAAUAAACACGUUGAUGGCUAUCUCUGUGGAAAGAUGCUUGUCCAUUUGCUACCCUAUGAACCCGGUGGGUAAAGGCGUCUGUAAGCGAGUCGUGGCCAUAAUAUGGAUCAUUUCGCUUACCAUCACUAUGCCAUGGGCAAUAUACUUUGACUUGCAGCCCAUGGAGGAAGGCAGUGAUAAUCAGAUCUGCCUGGAAUCUUGGCCAACCGUGGAGAGCGGAAACCUGUACUUUGUCCUGGCCAACCUGUUGCUGUGUUACGUGCUGCCGCUGACGGUGAUCGCAGUGUGUUACAUGUUCAUCUGGCAGAAGGUGAGCAGACGCAAGGUGCCGGGUGAGCCGAUGCACAACGGCGCCAACAUGGUGCAGCGGUCCAAGAUGAAGGUGAUCACCAUGAUUAUGUACGUGGUGGUGCUGUUCGCUGUGUCGUGGCUACCACUGUACGUGGCUUUCUCGCUGAUCAAGUUCUGGCCGCUACCACCAGCCGUCGAGAGCUAUACUGUCGCCUCACUUCCGGUUGCACAGUGGUUGGGUGCCGCCAAUUCGUCCAUUAACCCGCUGUUGUACGCCAUCUUUAACCAUAGGUUUCGGGAUGGUUACCGGGCCUUGUUGUCCGGCAAGAUUUGCCAAGCGUUUGACUACAGCAACUCGGUGAGGUACCUGCGCGGUGGUCGGGCUGGCACCACAGCCUUGUUCAAGCGCAACAACAACAACAACGACAAAGAUCGUUGCGAUCGUAACCGAAAGACAAUUGGUGCCAUAUACGUACACGCCGCGCGGUCUCAGCUUCAGCAGCAUACGGCUCAGCAGCGGCGACCUGUUCAGCAGCAGCAACGUUUUGCAACUCAGCAKCUGCAGCCACCCACUCAACGACCCGUCAAGAUGUCAUCGGUUAGGGAAACACACGUUGCCGAAGGGUCUGCCGGUUCCGUGGUGCAGUUCUGUCCAACAAAACGCGAAAAUUCAUUCGUGUGAUCUCCGACACUCACACUAUCCACCCAUUCAUAUGCAGUCACCGGGCCAGAUCGUAUGCAGAAAGAUACCAUAGAUUUUUCAUUUAUAUAAAGGACUCGUAGACUGUGAAGUGUAUACUUAAAACCCACAAAAUUAUAUUAUUUUGUAUUUAUAAUAU
Messenger RNA from Diuraphis noxia (Russian wheat aphid), 1228 nucleotides. RefSeq names its product neuropeptide SIFamide receptor-like. The record is from RefSeq and is a predicted model, not a curated record. Gene Ontology annotation, cellular component: plasma membrane. Gene Ontology annotation, molecular function: G protein-coupled receptor activity. NCBI's taxonomy places the organism in Eukaryota, Metazoa, Arthropoda, Insecta, Hemiptera, Aphididae. Gene Ontology annotation, biological process: G protein-coupled receptor signaling pathway.